AUGAUGGCGGCUCAGCAAAUGCCGGCGAAUCCAUUCCAACUCCGUCUUACUUCCACCCAAAUUGAGGACGCAAAGAGAGAAUGGAGCCAAGCGUCAUCCAAUGACAGAGAUAUUGCUACGAAGGCCGCAAAGUCGCUCUGUGAGGAAUUCAUGAAAACCGAAGAAUACAAAAGUGGAGACACGGACUAUUUCGGUUACGUGACUUGCUGCGAUAUGAUGGCCUACUGUGGCGGUGUGGGGGCUUGGGUCUACGUCCUUAUCGUGAUCGGCAUUCUGAUCUGCUUAUCCGGCUCAGCGGGAGCAUUUUUCUUCUUCUACUUCAACAGAAAAAGGGGAGGUCGUGAUGAAGAGAAGGAUAUCGAGUCGAGUGACAACAUUGUCAAUACCGGACAUGAUACCUCUGUGAAGACUGACAAAACCAAAAGCGAACAGGAAAUUUCCGUGGAGACUUAUUGA
Molecule: messenger RNA, 456 nt
Organism: Caenorhabditis remanei
Lineage: Eukaryota; Metazoa; Nematoda; Chromadorea; Rhabditida; Rhabditidae
Exons: 3
Coding region: 1-456 (151 amino acids)
Source: RefSeq, a predicted model, not a curated record